Coprinopsis cinerea okayama7#130 is the source of this 768-nucleotide messenger RNA. RefSeq lists its product as hypothetical. The transcript is spliced from 3 exons. The coding region runs from base 1 to 768 and encodes 255 amino acids. Lineage: Eukaryota; Fungi; Basidiomycota; Agaricomycetes; Agaricales; Psathyrellaceae. The record is from RefSeq and is a predicted model, not a curated record.
AUGUGUAUGGUAUACCGUCACCAUCCGCCCCCACCGACGUCUGGAUGGAAAUACCCCUCAGCGAGCUCGGCGGCAUCGUCAGAUUCUGAGCGUCCAAGCUCGACUCCAGACACCGGCUCGCCCGACGGAUCCAAACUCGACUCUACACGACAGCUGACGGGCAGCCCAACGAGUCCGACCCAGGAGGAGGAAGGCGAAGACGAAGGCAUUUGUAAACGCUGCGACGAAUCACUCGACAGAGGUGUGAUGCCCACAUGCCACGCCCCCUCUGAUCCAGGCCUGGCCCUAUUCAAGCCCCUCCCACCCAACUGCGACUCCCUGCCAUCCUACAUGGUAUACGGCUUCCCCGUGACCAAAUCCAUCAUCGCAAAGGCGCUGGAGGCGAUCGGAUUGGAAGACGAUCCGAAAUCGGACGUCAUGACGAGCGCCUCGCACCUCGGUAUGUACCUCGAGGCGCGGGUCGGUUACACCACAGGGAAUCUCGCGUACUACGUCGGAAAGGCAGAUGCGCAAGCGGAGGAGGACCGUGUUGCGCUGGAUAUCAAGGGGAAACGGGCGGUGGAGCUUUUGGUCGUUUCGGCUACUGGAGAGAGGCGGUUGUAUCGCCAGAGGCCUACCGUCAAGCAGUUUAAGAAGUUGGAGGAAUACCUAGGUGAGGCGAGGUGGUUUGAGGCCAUGGAGCCCAGGAGAAAGUUCCCCGCCUUCCCGCUUGAGAAUCUGCCCAAGCUUCCACCUGGUAUGUUCGAUCAUGUGUGGGAGAAGAUGUAG